GAAAGGGCCUGAAGCUGCUGCAUCUAGAGAUGGAGUUUUCACCAUGAAUACAUCAUCUUUCAUAAUCUCUGAUGAUCUCCACAUAUAUUUCCAAAUGAGACAGGAUUCUUAGGAAUCAUUAGCUUUCUUGGCAUUACAGACAUGGAUAACGCCGAGCAAUUCAAAGUGGAUUUGGGCUUCAAUGAGAUUAUGAAUUUGUUGAAGGCAUCCUUGACGUCCCCAACUCCAUUGUCGGACAUCAUCCUAAAUAAAACAACACAGCUGAGUUACUCUACACUCAUGGUGUCUCAGCCACACACCGGAAACGAAGAGAAUCCCAAUAACUCUACGAAUUUAAGUUUGAAAGUGAUGAUACAACAAUCUACUGGUAAGGUUGUGCAUGCUCAAGCUAAUAAACAGUUUGUAGAGUUUCUGUUUAGUUUCCUCUACAUCCCAUUGGUAGGAGUUGAGCAUCUUCUUGCCGGUAGCACUGGUGUUAAGGCUAUAGACAACUUGUACCGGAACACAUCCGACGUUAUAGAUAGCAAGCAUUUCAUUACCCCGGAUAUGAAAAAGAGGCUAACGAAACCCACUCUACCUCAUGGCUAUGUUUCGAAAGACUACAUUUUCCCCCUCACUGAAGAAUCCUUGCCUGCUGACUAUGAUCAAACAUCAAAUUUUUCUUCUGUUAAGUUUCCCAAUGGGCGGGGAAGUUAUCUUAAAGGAUCGCCAGCUUAUCACGUGGCCGAUGAUUUAACUGUUACGCCUUUCUGCUUUGCCUCGACACUUUCCUCACUUAAAGAGCAGGAAAUCUCGAUAUCUGAUGUCAAAGAAGUGGAGAUGCAAAUCGGGCUGAAAGAGGCUUUAAGCAUACUGAAAGCCUCUCUUACUUCUUCUACUGCUCUCACUGAUGCUCUCUUGACUCGCAAAUCACUCAAACGACCUAAGAGAGAAAAAGUCUGACUGCGAUCCAUGCUCCAAUUCCAAAUAGUAUUGUUUUUCUGCUUAUUUUAAUAGCAAUA
Molecule: messenger RNA, 1001 nt
Organism: Salvia miltiorrhiza (redroot sage)
Lineage: Eukaryota; Viridiplantae; Streptophyta; Magnoliopsida; Lamiales; Lamiaceae
Exons: 3
Coding region: 142-942 (266 amino acids)
Source: RefSeq, a predicted model, not a curated record